CUCAUCAAAGCCAACCAUUCCCAAAAAGGCAGCGGAGCUCUCUCCAAUUCAGUUCCGCCAAAAUCGAAUGACAUUCUUCCUCGACAUCCAAGCCCAUCCAUCUCGCCCACCCAGCUCCAGAAUAUCCUUCGGUCCGAUCCCAAAUCAAUCUCCGUAUUCUUCAAAAUAAAAUCUAGAUGCUUCGCUCCAUCACUGUUCCCCGUGGCCUGGUCUUCCCCCGUCGCCUGCUCUCAACCACAGUCCCCAGAAUGGCCUCCGCAUCAGGCACACCCAUGGAAGAUCUCAUGAGGGAGAAGAUAACCACCGCAUUCACACCGUCCACGUUAAUAAUUCGCAACGACUCGCAUUUGCAUGCACACCAUGCGCCGAUGCAAGGAUCUACGUCGAAGGAGACACAUUUCCAUGUGACAAUUACAUCGCCGUCGUUCCAAUCUAAGCCGCAACCUGCGAGACAUCGGAUGGUGUACGGCUUGUUGAAAGAGGAGAUGAGCCAAGAGGGUGGGAUCCAUGCGCUGCAGCUGAGGACGAAGACACCGGAGGAGGAGCAGAAGGAGAAGGAGAGACGGUCGCAGGCGUAAGCUGCGUCUGUAUUGUGUACAAUGGGUGGGAUUGGAGAUGAUGGCGCGAUGAAUGGAGCUUUACAUACCGAUAUACCCGGCUAGCAAAGAGAUAUUAAAUUUAUUAGAGGGAUUGACUAUUACAUGGAUUCUAGUGCCGAAGGAAACGGCCAAGGAAAAAAAGUCUAAUAUAUACACAGCGACAUCAUGCGCAUCCUCACCAAACAAGCAGCGACGGGAGCCACCCAGCCGCGUCCAAUCAAAGAUGCAGC
This is a messenger RNA of Aspergillus versicolor CBS 583.65, 829 nucleotides long. RefSeq names its product BolA family protein. The transcript is spliced from 3 exons. The coding region runs from base 177 to 578 and encodes 133 amino acids. The record is from RefSeq and is a predicted model, not a curated record. Lineage: Eukaryota; Fungi; Ascomycota; Eurotiomycetes; Eurotiales; Aspergillaceae.